Sapajus apella (tufted capuchin) is the source of this 1995-nucleotide messenger RNA. RefSeq names its product high mobility group box 2 (gene HMGB2). Gene Ontology annotation, cellular component: nucleus. The record is from RefSeq and is a predicted model, not a curated record. The transcript is spliced from 5 exons. The coding region runs from base 977 to 1606 and encodes 209 amino acids. Gene Ontology annotation, molecular function: DNA binding, bending. Lineage: Eukaryota; Metazoa; Chordata; Mammalia; Primates; Cebidae. Gene Ontology annotation, biological process: regulation of transcription by RNA polymerase II.
GUUUACCUCCCAGUAUUUGUCACCCGAGACAAAGAGGGAAGGAAGGAGGGGCCUCCUGCGGGAAACUCCCUCGGCGGGAAGCGCCUUACUUUCAGAACCUUCUGUAGGACCCCACGGGACGCAGGAACGGCUCCCUCCCGGGCUCCCGCGCCCUUUUCGAGGUUCCCCGCCUUGACUUCCCCUAGUUCUGCGCCAGCCUCAGCGACAGCGGGAGGAGCUGGGCAAUCCAUUCGCAGGGCAAACUCCAAACUCUCCCAUUUAUUACUGUCAGGGCGGCGCAGGCGAGACCCUCGAGGGCCACAGAACAGAGCGACUACAGCUCCCAGGAGCCAACGCAGCAGGGCUGAGCCGAGGCGGGGAACAGACAGGACCCAAAUGGUGGUCGGAGGAAGGCCAAGGCGGGCCUCUUCUGUCACCUUAGCGCCAGCAAACAGCCGCCGCAGUCGGCAAGCCAGACCAACCCCCCAGUCUCGACUUAGUAUUUUUAAAACUGGCGGGAUUCCCGAGCCAACCACUCCCACCGUUUACAGCUCCAGCCAGUCAGCGUGAGGCCCGCCAUUUUUCAAACCCUCUUCCCGCCGCCAAUCAGGAUCGAGCAGUACAUUCCUCUCCUGACCGGUUCUAACGGGUCUGGGAGUUAACGACCUGGACGACCCACCGAACCUGCUAGGCUGGGGCGUGGGGGGCGGGCCUGGUAAGACACUGACCAAUCGUAAGCUGCUGUGGCCGGGGGGGCGGGGACUAUCUGGGUUUGAAUAAUAGUCCGAACCAAUCACAGAAGUGGGGGUGUGGCCUGUGGCCUAGCUCGUCAAGUUGCCGUGGCGCGGAGAACUCUGCAAAACAAGAGGUUGAGGAUUGCGUUAGAGAUAAACCAGUUUACGCCGGAGCCUCGCGAGGGAAGCGUCUUAGUCGCGUCCGGCCCCUUUGCGGGACUCUGAGGAAAAGCUCGUACGAGGUGGACGCCGUUCUGUUCGCCAUGGGUAAAGGAGACCCCAACAAGCCGAGGGGCAAAAUGUCCUCGUACGCCUUCUUCGUGCAGACCUGCCGGGAAGAGCACAAGAAGAAACACCCGGACUCUUCGGUCAAUUUCGCAGAGUUCUCCAAGAAGUGUUCGGAGAGAUGGAAGACCAUGUCUGCAAAGGAGAAGUCGAAGUUUGAAGAUAUGGCAAAAAGUGACAAAGCUCGCUAUGAUAGGGAGAUGAAAAAUUACGUCCCUCCCAAAGGUGAUAAGAAAGGAAAGAAAAAGGAUCCCAAUGCUCCUAAAAGGCCACCAUCUGCCUUCUUCCUGUUUUGCUCUGAACAUCGCCCAAAGAUCAAAAGUGAACACCCAGGCCUAUCCAUUGGGGAUACUGCAAAGAAAUUGGGUGAAAUGUGGUCUGAGCAGUCAGCCAAAGAUAAACAACCAUAUGAACAGAAAGCAGCUAAACUAAAGGAGAAAUAUGAAAAGGAUAUUGCUGCAUAUCGUGCCAAGGGCAAAAGUGAAGCAGGAAAGAAAGGCCCUGGCAGGCCAACAGGCUCAAAGAAGAAGAAUGAACCAGAAGAUGAGGAGGAGGAGGAGGAGGAAGAAGAUGAAGAUGAUGAGGAAGAGGAUGAAGAUGAAGAAUAAAUGGCUAUCCUUUAAUGAUGAGUGUGGAGUGUGCGUGUGUGCUCAGGCAAUUGUUUUGCUAAGAAUGUGAAUUCAAGUGCAGCUCAAUAUUAGCUUCAGUAUAAAAAUGUACAGAUUUUUGUAUAGCUGAAUAAGAUUCUCUGUAGAGAAAAUACUUUUUAAAAAAUGCAGGUUGUAGCUUUUCGAUGGGCUACUACAUACAGUUAGAUUUUACAGCUUCUGAUGUUGAAUGUUCCUAAAUAUUUAAUGGUUUUUUUAAUUUCUUGUGUAUGGUAGCACAGCAAACUUGUAGGAAUUAGUAUCGAUAGUAAAUUUUUGGUUUUUUAGGAUGUUGCCUUUUGUUUUUUUAAGAAAAAAAUUUUGUAAUAAAAUUAUGUAUAUUAUUUCUA